AUGGCGAACCCGGCACAUUUGGCUGAGUUCCAGGAGUGUUUGAAAUCUUCCAGGCGCAUCAUUGCUCUCGUGGGCGCUGGUCUUCUGGCAUCCAGUGGUCUUCCGACAUUUCGAGGCAGCCAGGGGCUCUGGAAGAAUUUUAAUCUGAUUGAUUUGGCCACUCCUGAUGCGUUCUAUAUUGACCCUGGUCUCGUAUGGCAGUUUUAUCUGUGGAGAAGGCACCAAGCACUCCAAGCACAGCCUAAUGCGGGGCAUUUGGCACUAGCAAAUCUCUCUAAAGACCCCAGCAAAGAAUUUGUGACCAUCACACAAAAUGUUGACGGAUUGUCGGGUCGUGCAGGCCACGAACGGGAGAAUCUCUUCGAAAUACACGGCUCGCUAUUUGACCUCCGAUGCACUAGUUUCACAUGCACAUAUGUUGAACGAGGAAACGAGGAAGACCCCCUUACGCCUGCGCUUGAUACUUUUGAUGAAUACGAGAGUCCGCCAGCGCGGAAAAGCGACCAAGUUGGCGGACCAAGUAAGGACCUGACAAACGUUCCCGGGAAAUCACCUCAGUUCACGCCCACAAAGGAAUUGGCAGUGAGUGAGCUUCCAUUGUGCCCUGCGUGCAAAUCUCUUAUGAGGCCUGGGGUCGUCUGGUUUGGCGAGCUGCUUCCACUACGAGUGCUAGGCGCAAUUGACGACUUUUUGGAAACCGGGCCUGUGGACUUGAUCUUGGUCAUUGGCACGUCGGGCACAGUGUACCCAGCCAAUGGAUACGUGGAUUUGGUACGGUCACGUGGUGGGGCUGUGGCAGUAUUCAACACGGACAUUGAGCCCGAGGUUUUGAAAGGCAAUGUGGCCCGCACAUGGGGCUUUGAAGGCGAUGCAGCGGAAUGGUUGCCGCGUGCUUUAGCGUGUCUAAAUGAGUAG
Metschnikowia bicuspidata var. bicuspidata NRRL YB-4993 is the source of this 915-nucleotide messenger RNA. RefSeq lists its product as uncharacterized. Gene Ontology annotation, molecular function: protein-succinyllysine desuccinylase activity; protein-malonyllysine demalonylase activity; NAD+ binding. The record is from RefSeq and is a predicted model, not a curated record. Lineage: Eukaryota; Fungi; Ascomycota; Pichiomycetes; Serinales; Metschnikowiaceae. Bases 1 to 915 code for a protein of 304 amino acids. The transcript is spliced from 2 exons.